CAGCAGGCCAGGUGGCAAAGCCUAUGGUAGAUAUUCUGGUUUCAGUCGCGGAACCCGUGAAAAUGUCCCUUCAAACCAGACAAAAAGGACAAAAUUCACCAAGUUCGUAAUUUUGUUGCUAGAAUGAAAGAUGUCAUUGAAGCCUGGUGUGGUUAAUUUUGACGAGACAUGGGCGAAAAUCCUAAAAACACUAAAAGCCGUGGUAACACUGGAGAAGAUCGAACGAGCCGUUUGGAAUGAUCGGUUUUCUGAUGUAUAUGCACUAUGUGUUGCUUAUCCUGAGCCUUUGGGAGAAAAGUUGUAUAGUGAAAUAAAGUUGUUCUUGGAGGAACAUGUCAAAUCACUUUAUCAGGCUGUUAGCUCCCCUGAUAUAGAUAUACUCAGAGAGUAUCAUAGCCACUGGGCGAAAUACAGCCAAGGGUCUUCUUAUAUGGAUCUCCUAUUCAGAUACCUGAAUUCUCACUUGAAAAAGCAAAAGCAAGAUUAUGUUGAGAUCUCCCCAUACACUGUCACUCCAAUUUGUCCAGAUGCCAUAGACAUUGGGCCUCUUGCACUGAGCAUAUGGAAAUCCAUCAUGAUUGAACCUCUGAAAGAAACUCUUGUCCAACAUCUGCUGGCGGAAAUACGAAAGGACAGGAAUGGAGAAGGGACCCAACAGAAUGUGGUUCAUGACACCAUAAAGUCAUUUGUUGGAGUCCAGGAAUACCAGUCUAAAGGUGCCCUUAGUCUGUAUGAAAGCGAGUUUGAAAAGCCUCUGCUGCAGGAGACAGGAGAAUACUAUCGUCGAGAGGCAGCAGACCUGUUGGCUGAAAACCCUUGCUCUGUCUACAUACAAAAGGUUGAUGUACGUAUACAGGAUGAAGAUCUACGGGCUCGGAAGUUCCUCCAUCCAGUGUCUUAUAGCAGAGUGAUCAGGGAGUGCGAGGCCCGCAUGGUGGAGGAGCAUAUUCCAUACCUUCAAGCCGAGUGUCGACAGAUGGUCAGGGGAGAGAAGUGUGCAGACUUGUCUCGCAUGUACAAGCUGUUAAAGCACAUCCCCCGUGGUCUGCAUGUGAUGGUCACAGAACUGGAGCAACACGUGGAAGAGACAGGAUUAGGAAAAAUCAAAUCUGUCAACAUUGAAAGUGGUCCAUUUCAAUAUGUUGAUGCAAUGCUCGAUGUCCAUAGCAAGUUUACAAAGCUCAUAGAUGAGACUUUCCAUGCAGACCAAGCAUUCCAUGCUUCUUUAGAUAAGGCUUGUACAACAAUAGUAAACUAUAGACAUGAUGCUAGGAAACCCUCAAAGUCACCCGAGCUUCUUGCCAAAUACUGUGACUUGAUUCUGAAGAAAAGCAAUAAAAAUCUUUCUGAUUCUGAGCUGGAUGAAAAGCUUGGCGAAGUUAUAAUAGUUUUCAAAUACAUUGAUGACAAAGAUAUCUUUCAGAAGUUUUAUUCGAAAAUGCUGGCCAAAAGGUUGAUUCACAAUUUAUCAAUUUCUAUGGAUGCUGAGGAAGCAAUGAUUAGUAGACUCAAGCAUGCUUGUGGCUAUGAGUAUACUAACCGCCUGCACCGGAUGUUCACUGAUAUGAGCAUCAGCUCUGAUCUCAACUCCAGCUUCAGUGACUUCCUGGCAACAGCUCAGGUUAACAUGGGGAUCAACUUUUCCCUUCUGGUCUUACAGUCAGGUGCCUGGCCGCUUGGACAAACCUCAGUCUCCCCAUUUUCAAUCCCCCAGGAGCUUAUCCGACCUGUUCAGAUGUUUGAACAAUUCUAUAAUGGCAAGUUUAAUGGAAGGAAGCUUGCAUGGUUGCAGCACUUAUCAAAUGGUGAGGUCAAGCUUAACUACUGCAAACGGACCUACUUUCUGACAGUUUCCACCUUCCAGAUGGCAGUCAUGCUCCUUUUCAAUGAUAAACUGCAGUUCACAUUCAGUGAGCUAAGCACUUUGACCCAGCUACUUAACAAAGAGCUGACGCGAAUCAUCCAGUCUUUAGUUGAUGUCAAGCUGCUCAAUAAAACAGAGGAUGAUGACUCAAAAGAAGCUACCUAUUCCCUAAACAUGAAUUUCUCAAGUAAACGGACGAAGCUGAAGAUUACAUCCGCUGUUCAAAGAGAUUCGCCACAGGAGUCCCAGGAAUCAGAACAGACAAUGUCAUCUGUGGAUGAAGAUAGAAAAAUGUAUCUCCAGGCCGCCAUUGUGAGAAUAAUGAAGUCUAGGAAAGUGUUAAAGCAUAAUUCGCUGAUACAAGAGGUGAUCAGCCAAUCUCGAGCGCGAUUUAUACCAAGUGUGCCCAUGAUUAAGAAGUGCAUCGAAGCUUUGAUUGACAAGCAGUACCUGGACCGCCAGGAAGGCUCUAAAGACGAGUAUUCCUAUGUGGCGUAGUGGCUGCUGAGCACUCCCGUGACCCCACCCCGCGGUAGUAGUAUAGCGUGGGCGAUUCAGGGCUAGAAAUUUUGGUGCGCGAUGCCCUGAGGGUAAUUGUGGCAAGUUUUUGUUAAAUAUAGGCAGCCACGACAGACAAUUUUAUUAUUCACUGAAAAAUGUUAAAUAAAAGCUUUGUUUAAAA
Nematostella vectensis (starlet sea anemone) is the source of this 2546-nucleotide messenger RNA. RefSeq names its product cullin-2. Gene Ontology annotation, biological process: protein ubiquitination; SCF-dependent proteasomal ubiquitin-dependent protein catabolic process. The transcript has 26 exons. The coding region runs from base 131 to 2362 and encodes 743 amino acids. Gene Ontology annotation, cellular component: SCF ubiquitin ligase complex; Cul2-RING ubiquitin ligase complex. The record is from RefSeq and is a predicted model, not a curated record. Lineage: Eukaryota; Metazoa; Cnidaria; Anthozoa; Actiniaria; Edwardsiidae. Gene Ontology annotation, molecular function: ubiquitin protein ligase binding.